AUGCCGAAGUUGUCGAGCCGAGAGCGGGCCACGCUCGCCUUCCGCACAGCCCUGGCGGUGCUGUUCGUGGCCGCCGCUGGAUGGCUGGUGAUCCGGCCUUUGGGUUUGCCUCAGAUGUCGACCACGGGGCUGGCAGUGAUUUUGGCUUUCCUGGCACCGGCAGCUCGACGCGGAGACAGCUGUGCAGCUGGCCUUAUGUGGGUGAUGUCUACCAUCCUGUUAUUCCCACUUGGGGUUGCAACUUUCUAUUUGUGCUUUCUCGUGGGUGGCAUGCAGUGGCGGCCCUGGCUGGUGUGCAUAAGCAUGGGCCUCACUUCAAGCCUUGUCGUGAUCUGGGCAGCAGUGGCUGCUGAGUUGCAAGCGCCGAAGCCACUACUAGCAGGGAAUGCAGCAGCUGUUGUGGUGGCACUGCUGAUGAAUGUCAUCGCUUUAAGCCCUGCAUCACAAGAGCAGAUGCUCAUGCUCGGCGCAGGCAUGUGCGCGUCGCUCUUGGUCGGAACGCUGAGCGGGGUGGCUGUUAGCUACUUCCCCUGUGGAUUGGGUGCGACACCCGCGCAGGAGCAGGUGCCAUCGUUGACUGCUGCAAAGCUUUCAGCCUUGGCAGAGAUGUUUGAGGCCACCGCGAUCUUUCGGCUGCCGACCCCUGCUGCCCUGCAGCGUCAUCGCCAGUGCCGUCUGAGGCUCUUGGCCUCCGGAGAGCAGCUGGCGGCCGCCAUGAAAUCCGCAAACUUUGAGGCGACAGAGCUCAGGAUCCUGAAGAAAGAAAGCGAGGAUGAAGAGGACCCUUCGAAAGUGCUAAUGCGACUGGCAGAGAGGUGCCGCCUAUCUCUGCAGAUGAAGUCGAGCAUGCUGUGCGCUGGCUUGGGCAACGUAACCUUGGAUACUUUCUACCGAGGAGAAAUGGGGGAGCGGUUUCGUGACGUGUGCUUUGCCUCUGCUCACGCUCUUCGAGCGGCAGCGGCGACACUGAGUUCGCUUUCCAGUAAGUCCGAUGAUGCCUUCCUCACUUCAGCAUCCUGGAUGGGUGCCGAUCUGGCGACGAAGGAGGACUGCAGGGAGGUGGCCCAGCAGUGUCGCAAGAGUCUCAACCACUACAUGGAGGGCCAGCUUUCGGCGUCGCACGACCCCCAGUGGAGGAGCAAUGCGGAGGAGGCACUCCGGCAGCAACUGCAGCAACUGUCUUACUCGGCCCGUUCCAUCGACAUUGAUGACAUUGACGACAUCAACGAGAUCUCCUUUAUGGGCCUCGUCGACCUGUAUUUGAAAGGGGCUCAUCACUUGGAUUCUGCAGAUUCUUUUGAGGCAGCUCUCGUGGCUGGCUUUGACGAGGCUUGCCGACACGGCUGCUGCGUCCUGGGGGUGAAGGCCGCUGCGGAGGCUGCCGCCGCCUGCACGGAGCUGAUCGCGACGCGCCUCUCCGAGCCGGAGGACUGUCCCCCCUGGCGGCUCUGUGCUUUGGUUGGGCCGAGCUUCAGCGGAACCCGAAGCUGGCUACGGGUGCCGUGUGCUGGAAGAGAAGCUUGGAGAAAAGGCUUUGCGAAGGGCCGGUCCCAUGCGCUGCGCCUCGGCAUCGCGGUGAUGCUGACAGGCUUCUUCGUGACCUACGUGCUGAAGCGCUUGGAGAAGAAUGACAACGGUCUCUGGACAUUGCUGACGGUGGCUAUGGGCAUCAUGCCAAUGGAAGGAGCUUCCUUGCUACGGGGCCUGCGGCGUAUGGUAGGCACGGCUGUGGGCUCCGCUCUCGCGCUGGCAUCUGUGGCCGCCGUGGGGUCCUGGCCCUUCUUCCCAGAGCUGACGCCUCACGUCUGCUUGCUGGCACUUCUCAUGAAGUUCUACGAGCCCGAGCUGCAGUUUGCCGGCGCCAUCACGUUCGUCACCUACUUGGUCGUGCUCCUGACCUUGAUCGAUUCCGAGAAGACGGAGCCAGACGGCGCGCCAGUGAUGCCAGUUGCAGAGUCCACCGCCCUGCGGCGCUGUGUGGAUGUCGCCGCCGGCGUGGUGCUGGCCAUGGUGGCCAAUGUCUUCAUUGCGCCGGACAGGGCGGUGGACCAGCUCCGCAUGCGUGAGGCGACGGCCAUGCGGACUGCGGCCGAAGCGAUCAAGGAAGCCGGCAGAGCGCUUUGGGCCAAAGGUGCCCGGAAAGAGCACGCCGUAACAUUGGAGAAAUGGGAGCAGUUGAAGCAAGACACCUGGAAGUCCGUCGAGGAUUUCCAGUUUGCAGGAGAUGGGCACCCCGGUAAGGGAGACUUGCUCGAAGAGGCGCUCUGGGAGAGCCGCUGGGGCGUGGAUGCCGGCUUCCUGAUUCUAGGGAAGAGUCUAUGGAUUCCGGGUUGGGCGCCUUCUGUGCCUGGGCGCCGUUGCAUCAACGCGGUGAUCGCGGUGUCGCGGCUCAUGCGGAUCACCAACAUGCUCUGCCAUGUCCUGGAGCCGGGCUUGGAGGAGGGUGCGCAUCGGCCCUUGGAGGAUGAGCGCUUAGUGUCGGCUUUGGGAAACGAGGCCUCGGAUUUGGCCGCAUUGCUGGACCGGGCGGUGGAGCGCAUCGCAGCACGCCUGGCGCCCGAGGGCUGUGGGGAGGCCAAAGCAGCCAAGUGGCCCCACAAGGAGCUGGAACAGCUGGAGCAACGCUUGGAGCAGGUCUUUCUUGGGGCAGCCUCUGCCAGGCAGCGGAAUGGUGGGCUCGUGGGGGAGUCCCAAAAGCUCGGUGGCCUUAGAGCCGCAGCAGCCUUGAAGCUCAUGCAUGGGGCGGUCGACACUUUCAUCACAGUCGCCAAGCAUCUGGAAGGCAGCAUCCAUGAAGACAAGCACUCCCUGCGCGUGGCGCUGAGCAAGCACGCAGACAAGUCGGAGUCGGAGUCGGAGUCAAGCGGCUCAAGUGAUGAGCAACUUUGCUAA
This is a messenger RNA of Symbiodinium natans, 2892 nucleotides long. The record is from the annotation of a GenBank genome assembly. NCBI's taxonomy places the organism in Eukaryota, Dinophyceae, Suessiales, Symbiodiniaceae.